Messenger RNA from Drosophila eugracilis, 1830 nucleotides. Its product is annotated as E3 ubiquitin-protein ligase KCMF1. Gene Ontology annotation, molecular function: zinc ion binding. The coding region runs from base 134 to 1249 and encodes 371 amino acids. Gene Ontology annotation, biological process: synaptic signaling. The transcript has a single exon. The record is from RefSeq and is a predicted model, not a curated record. Gene Ontology annotation, cellular component: plasma membrane. NCBI's taxonomy places the organism in Eukaryota, Metazoa, Arthropoda, Insecta, Diptera, Drosophilidae.
AGUUAAAUAUCGAAAACUAUAAAGUCAACAUCCGAGCAUAUUGAGGAAAAAAUGUCAUUGUUUUGAUUCGAAUAGUAGAAAUUCCAAACCCUUUUGCAUAGUUUUUCGACCAAAGUUUAAGCAAGGAUCGACGAUGGGCCACCGGAACAUUUGCUGUGACGGCUGUCAGAGGGAGAAUUUCUCAGGACGUCGCUUUCGGUGUUUACGCUGCGCGAACUAUGACCUGUGCGGCGAUUGCUACGACCAGCAGGUGGAGACGCUAUACCAUCGCAUCGAUCACCCCAUGCAACUGAUUCUCGACCAGGACGAUCGGGAGCAUGAUUUGCUCCAAAACGGCGAAGUGCCGGAGCUGGUGCACCUGCCCAAUUGCUUCACCUGUCCGUAUUGCGGCCAAUUUGGGCACACGGCUAAGCGGUUUAUCGAGCACGUCUGUGGGCAACAUCGGUUGGCCGAUGGCCAUGUGGUUUGCCCCAUGUGUGCCGGCCUUCCGGGCAUCGAGCUAAUAGCAAUUCGCAACCUAUCGCGCCACCUACUGCUCAACCAUAUCGAUCAUGCCAAUUUGCUGGAGCCCGACACACCACCACUGCGCCGGAUAAUUGCCCGAAAUCGCAUCCGACGACGUCGCCAAUUACAGCAGCAGCAGCAACAAUCACCACAGCAGCAGCAGCAGCAGCCUCAACAGGCGCAGUCAAGGAGAUCCGGUGUGAUCCUACAGUUGUCGACUGGCCCUUGGCUCGCCGAUCCCCAGCUGGCCAGCAAUAUUGAGCCAACAGAGGAGGUAGCCAAUAAUGAUACCCCGACCCUCAGCGUGACUGUCGUAGAAUCACCGACAGAACAACCGCAGCAGUAUCUACUGCUGGAAUGGAUCGCGCAACAGGAGCUUCGGUGCCAGGACCCAGAAUUGGUCAGUAGUCAACGUAGGAGGCACGCCCUAUUUGCAGAGCACUUGAUGGUCUCCAUGCUGUGCUGCGAGGAACUACUGUUGCCGCAAGAUAGGGAGACGGGUAGCGGAAGUAGGCGUGAAUUGGACUGGGACCGUGAUCGGGAACAGGAAUGCCAUCGUGGCCUGUCUAAGGUCAUGUCGGUAAUGUCCUUGCCGUGGACAAGGGCCUGGCAGGCCACCCAGAUGAACGGAUCGGAGGGGGAGGUCCAGCUCUUGGACACACCCAAGUAUGGGUUUGAUCUGAAUGACGGACGGGGACAGCUGGCGGAAGAAAGAAAAGCCAAGUCGGAGGAGGCCAUUGAUUAGGCCAAUGAAGAAUUUUGUCUUUGUUAUUUUGUGGUUUUGUUUAUUUUUCAAUCAAAAAACAUCUAAAUUUUCGUGCAAAUAUUUAUUAUAUUUAUAUUAUUAAAAUUUAAUUUUAACAAAAAAUAUGAAAAUUAUUUCUGAAAGCAAACAUUUUAAAUUAUUUGUCUUCAUUUUAAGAAAAGAAACCAACUUUGUUAGUUCUAAGGCGGCAACAUCUACUAAUCAAUUUCUAAGUUAUUGUAAUAUUAACGGCAAUUUUGAUGCAACAUAUUUUAAUACAAAAUAAAACCAAUUUGUAUUUAUUUCAACCGGAAAAGUUAUUUCAGAAAACUUGAAUUUUAUAAGAAAUCACAUCAUAAGUCUACGUCAAAGUCACCUCAUAAUUUGAUAUGAUAUUUCUCAUUGUAUGGACCUUCUAAACCAUGACUAGAAAAAACUUAAAAUCAAAUGUGCGGUUGAAAACCUAUGUGAAUGUCUUAUGAAAAUAAGAAAUCAAUUCGUUUUGGUGUGAAAAAUAACUCAGAUUUUUAUUAAUGUUUUUUGUUUGUCGGCGCUUUUGCAUUUCUUAUUCAGUGAAUAGC